GAAAAAGGGGGGUUGUUGUGUGCACUUUCUCUUUGUCCUGGAGAGGUGUGUGGGUUGAGCGUGAUUUGACCGUAAGACAGAAAGUGACUUCAGAGGGAAUUACUGAAAAGAGCUGAACAUCUUUCGAGGAUUUUUUUCCUUGGAGGAACUGUCACUGAUUCAACAUGUUGGACAUGGAAACAAAUGGCAGAUAUCACUGAUCUCUGAUGAGAACUUUUAAGGACGUGAAGGGAUUUAAAUGAGGAUAAGUCAACAGUCUUUAAAAGAUUUUCUUCAAGAAAAAGUCUUGCUUUAUUUCUGACUGCUUCUUGGUGGGACUUCAACAGCUGGAUCAGUGUGAAGGUUUUCAAAGUUGACUUUGGGGAAAUAUUAAAGGAUAUUUAAUUGUAUUCCUUGGGAUUAGAAUCAAAUUCUGGUUAUUUUGAAGACUUUUUUUGCAGAUUUAAAACAGCUUUACACUACUUUUAGACAACUUGUUGAUAUUAUUUAUUUGCUCGUGAAUCUGACUUACUGUAGGUGGUGAGCCAACUGUGAGAUGUACUGCUAAAUAUUUCAUCUAUUCUCAAAGGAUACAAUCAAUCAACAUCGAUCAUUUUCAGCUUCUUCCACUUAGUCCAGAGGGACAGUGACUGAGAGGAAAAAUCACUUGCAGAAACCUACCUCAAGUACCAACCACUUUCAUUAUUAAUACAUAAACCAGAAAGAGGAAGAGAGGCAGACAGAGAGAUGGCACAGAUAGAUGGAGGAAAAGAGCAGGGGCGUGUCAAGGACCAGGACCAGCCUGGAGCCAAAGCUGCUGUUGGAGGCCCAACAGCAGGCGGAGGAGUGGUGGUGGAGGUCAGGGAGAAGAAGGGACCUCUGCGGGCUGCGAUACCCACAAUGCCUUUCCCUCUGGCUGUCAUCUGUCUGUUUCUGAACACCUUCAUACCUGGACUCGGUACUUUCAUCUCGGCAUUCACGGUGCUGUGUGGAGCUCGCAGCGAGCUGAUCUCAGAGCGAGGUGUUUGUUGUGUGUUCUGGCUCAACGUGGCAGCAGCCCUCAUUCAGAUACUGACAGCUGUUAUCAUGGUUGGAUGGAUCAUGAGCAUCUUCUGGGGAAUGGACAUGGUCAUCCUGGCAAGCUACAGAGACCAGGGGCUUCCUCAGGACGUCUGAGAGAGGUCGCUCUCCUGUUUGAUGGAUCACACGGACAGUUUGACCUCUUUACCCUCUCUGAUGCCUGAUGGUGACCUUUAGCUUUGUGAUGACCUGCCGUUGCCUAUAUUUCAAACGCCGGCCCACAGAGAGAAGCAGAGACGUGAAAAUAAAUUUGGCACAUGGGAAACGAAGGAAGGAAAGAAUCAGCUGACUGCUUCUGAUUGCACGCUGCUGAUUGGCUGAGCCCACUUCUACAUUUAAUUUAAAGGAACAAGACAAGGAAAGAGAGACUAAAACUGUACAGUCACAAGGAAACAAUGUGUUUGUAUUUUGUUGAGUGAGUAACAGUGAUUUUGAAUUCUGUCUUUUGAUAUUUUUUAUUUCAUGUAUUUGAAAAAAAAAAGUUAAUAUGUAAAAACUUGUAGAGCAGACUACAUGUUAUCUACAUGACAGGAUGAAGGAAAUGAAGGAAGGACAAUGUGUUGGCAUGACUGAGGAAAUUUAGAUGCUGAGUUGCAAGCUUUUUUCCCGUAUUUUUGGCUUGUGAAUUUUGACAGAUGAAAAAAUGAAGGAAAAAAAAUCAAACAAAAACAUUGACGUUAUGUGGCGCAUAACAGUUUUUCCAGAACCAGCGUAACCAGGGUUUUCACUGCCUCUCAGUUGGCUGCCCUGUGCAGCAGCCAAUCUGCUUAAAGAAGUUAAUUUCAGUGUUAGGUGUCACUGGGUUUAUCGUCCCAUGGCCUGUUUCAAAGACUGACUUUAGCAUUAGCCUCCAGUGGGAUUCAGUGGCCUUUCCAUUGUGUGGUUCCAUCUCUAACUGCUCAGUAAUAUUGUGUUUACAGCCAGUACAAAAUCAUGCUGAUUUGCCACUUAAUCUGACAAUCGCUGAGCACAAAAUCAAAAAUUAUUAAAGUGAUGAAUGUAGAGCAAACAUGUCUUCCACUGGAACAUGUCAUCCAACGACCCAGUCGACAGAAAAAAAGUUUGCAUUGUACAUUUCUGCUAACCACAGUUCAGUCAGACAACUCACAUUUAAAUGUUAAUUUCAACAGCAGAACAUAGUUAGAGUUUGACGUCUAGACUCCGGCCUCAUCACUCCCCGCAGAUGUUUACAUAAGACAUUGGAAAGCGAUGAUUAAAUACUUUCCCCUUUAGCCGGAGCCUGCAGGUGGAUGUUGGGGUGGAGGUGGGGCUGAAAGAGGGAGCAGCAGUACUGAUGCAGGGCAGCAGCUGCACAGACAAUGCAAAGGGAGAGCUGGGAAGAAUUUGCAGCCUAAAUAGACCGCCAAAUUGGGAGGGUGUGUUUGUAGUUGACACAUGGGGAGUGACGUAUGACUUGUGUGUAUGAAUCAGUGCAGCUCGAGUUAACUAGCUUGCAGGGGUCGCUCCAUACAUGUUAAAUUCAAUACGUUUCAAAUGUUAAAUUUGUACUUUUCAUAUGUAGCAGAUAUGUUGAAACUUUUCAAACUAUAUGCUGUGACAAUAAUGCGCUUACCGUGUGGUUAGGUUGAAGCACAAAAAACACUUUGUUAGGGUUAGGAAAUUAUUGUGUUUUUGCUUAAAAUGUCCAGUUUGGUCAUCACAAACACUGCUGGAAAUGUCCCAAUGUGUCAUUGAAAAAAAUAUCCAGCUUUGUCGCAACAGACACUGCUGAAAAUGUCUCAAUGUGUUGUUAAAAAAAUACUCAGUUCUGUCGCGACAAACACAGCUAGAACAAGAGGGACUUCGUCCUUCGGCCGAGGUCCCUAAAUAUCCCAACAUGUCGUUGAAAAAUACCCACUUUUGUAGCAUCAAACAUGCCUGGAAAAAUGUCCAGGCAAGUGUCGUUCAAAAAAUAUCCAGCUUUCCAACAAACACAGCUGGAAAUGUCCUGAUGUGUUGUUAAAAAAUUGUUGGUUUUGUUGCAUUAAACACGCUAGAAAUGUCCCAAUGUAUCAUUUUAAAAUAGCCGGUUUUGUCGCGACCAACACAACUGGAAAUAUCCCAACGUGUUGAAGAAAAAUACCCACUUUUGUCGCAAAAAACAUGGCUGGAAAUAUCCAAACAUGUCUUUUAAAAGAUCUCAAGUUUUGUCGCAACAAACACAGCUGAAAAUGUCCUGAUGUGUCGUUUAAAAGAUCUCCAGCUUUGUCGUGACAAACACAGCUGGAAAUAUCCCAACGCAUCGAAGAAAAAUACCCACUUUUGUCGCAAAAAACACGCCUGGAAAAUGUCCCAACAUGUCGUUUAAAAAAUAUCCAGCUUUCCAACAAACACAGCUGGAAAUGUUCUGAUGUGUUCUUAAAAAAUACCCAGUUUUGUCGCAACAAACACAGCUGGAAAUGUCGCGACAUGUCAUUCUAAAAUAGCCGGUUUUGUUUGUUGGUCUUGAACAGUGGUCUGCAGCUUGACAGCUGUCUCGCCCAGGUGUUGCUCCAUCCACCACCUCCUGCUCCUCCUCCUCCUGAUGAGAAACUCAGCCAUAUACAUAUAAUCUGAACUACAUCACUUGAGAAAUGUUGAUAUGAUACGUAUGAAAAGUACAAAUCUAACAUAUCUGUGGUUUGCAGAAAUGUACAAUACCGAGAUUUUAUUCUUGCGACUGGCCUGGAUCAAACUAUAAAUGGCUCUGAUACCUAAUAUUCAGGUUAGUGAGUUUGAAUGCUAACUUGAUUAUGUUGGAGGAAUAAUUUGCCAUCAGCCUAUAGUUAUUGCAGCUACAGAAUUUUACUUUCCAGGCAAUGUUUUAGUUUAAUAGCAAACACAUCUUUAACACAAUGAGUCUCACUGCUGGUCACAAGAUGUGUGUCAUCCUAAAAUUGCACUGCUGUGUGGAAAAUGACUCAUGCCUCCUGAUAAUUGUUUGAUUUGAAUUUUCAUACCUCUUAAACGUGUAAAACAGUAUCAGCAGAGGGAUAUUAAACCUUAUUAGAACAUGGUAUCUAAUUAACAAUAUGCCACUCUGGAAAACCAUAGUUAGCACCCUGUCUGUCACAUCAUGACAAAGACACAGUUACAGUGAUGUCAUUUAGGUUUGUGACUUUUUUUGAACAGCCUUUUUUGACUUGUUCAGUAAGGAUCAUGCAUCAUUCACAGAACAGACUAGAUGAAUAUAAAAACCAUAAAGAUUUUAGGUUGUUGAAUUCACCGUUUUUUUGUGUACAUUGUGUAUAUAUUAACAUGUGGGUGUUUGUGUGUGACUGGUAGUGUGCAAUAUUGGAAGUGGGGACUGGAGAAUAUAACUAUGUGGGAAGGUGUGCAGGUUGUAAGUAAAUAUGAACAAUUCUAUCGUGUACAAGACUCAAUCGAAAGGUUGUAUAAUUUAUCACAGCUUGCCUUGGAACUGUCGAUCCAAACAAAGCCUUUCCCAUGAUGCCGCACUGGCUUUCUCACGCGCUGUACUAAUGGCUCACUUCCCUGAAAAUUUUCCACGAGUAUCAAAAGUCAAAGAGCUUUCAACAAAGAGAAUUAAACCAGCUUAGCCUCCGAUGCAACACUGAUAGAAAGUGGUGCACUUCGAAAUCACUGCAGGUGUGUUUGCAGGAAGUGGUGGGUGAUAAAUUGCUGAACAAAUGGAACGGGCCCAAAAUGGCACUGUUAGACAAAAUACAUACAGUACACCUUAAAAAACAGAAAUGCAGAUUUUUACCUCUUGUGUAAUAAGGGAUAGACUGAGCAAAUGCCAUGCAGCAUUUCUGGAGAAAAGUGGAGAUAAAUUAUGGUGAAAUCAUGAUAGUGGUUGUGCCUCUACAGAAAUCAAACUCCAUGUGCAUUACUCACAAUGUUCAUUUGAUUUUCUACCUGUUCUGUUUCUCUGUUUUGUUUUAAAUAUCCCUGUAGGUUUUAUUUAUCCUCAUUAUCUUUGCCAAAUGCCUUUUUUAAGAGUAUUGCUGUAUUUUCGAUGACAACAUUGUUUUUGACUGUGUAUGUGUUGUACACUGUGUGUGUGUGAGACAGAUGAUGAGGAUGAUGUCUGUAACUGUGACAAUAUUUUAUGCCUUACCAAUGAAAAGUGUUCUCCCAGAAGUGUUUCUGUAGCAGUGAUGCUGGAGUUUUUUGCUUUGUUGAGGUUUGGGUGCAAUUUAUAGAUCUGAAAUAACUGUUGUUUGGACACUUUAUUAUAAUGAUGGUGGUGUCGUGCUAGCUUUUUGAUUGUAGGAUAAACAUACUGCCAUGUACAGUUUUCUGCAUGCAACGCUUUGGUGUCAAGUCACUGUAUAGAUUAACACAAACACAAACUAACUUUUGUUAUUUUAAGAUUGUAGCUUCAUUCUGUGACUUUGCAACAUUGGUUUUAUUUUAAGUUGUUUGAGGUGACUGAUAAAAAAACAAUUAAAAAAGUUUUGGUUCUAAUGGCUCAGUGCUUGUGACUAAAUUGUGCAUUUUUAAUUUAACGUGAAUCAGCAUUUUGAGGGAUUCAUGAGCAGACUGUUCACCCUGUGAAACUGAGAAAUUGUGGAGUCACUGUUUUUCAAAGCAAAGUCUUGGACUCGCCCGUGUCUUUGUGGGAUUAAUAUGUGCAAAUUUUGUAAAUAUAUGAUGUGUCAAUUCACAUCAGACUCAU
This is a messenger RNA of Epinephelus moara (kelp grouper), 5680 nucleotides long. It is a transcript of the gene stum, whose product is annotated as stum, mechanosensory transduction mediator homolog. The transcript has 3 exons. The record is from RefSeq and is a predicted model, not a curated record. The coding region runs from base 727 to 1155 and encodes 142 amino acids. NCBI's taxonomy places the organism in Eukaryota, Metazoa, Chordata, Actinopteri, Perciformes, Serranidae.